AAUCAUUACCUUAUCGGCCCCGAUCGAUAGUGGAGUUGGUGCUCACCUCUCGUGUCCAUACACCAGAACGGGUAUUCAAUGUCUGUUUGCGAGUGCAGCGUAGCGUACUUAUACCUUGUGGCACGAUAUCUGAUGAGUCCUUCCACGCCGUUUCGUCUACCUAUCGUACGAUCAGAGUUCGCUGGUCAGCACGUCUCUCGUCUGCUAACGAUAGAGAAGCCUCGAACAUACCAUCGCUCGCAAACAUGGCCACCGCAGCAGUCGUCUCCCAGCCGCCUAUGCCAAAGCCGCACUUCAAGCCCAUCAUUCAUAGGCAGACCGCCAAGCGGAAGCUCGACAAUGUCGCAUUCGAUCCGACACGGCAUAUUGCCUUCCAACCGCCUGAGUCCAUUAUGAUGUUGAAGGACAUCGGCUUUGAGGGUAAGAGCCCAUUGUCUCCGGUUGCAGCCUCACAACCGUUUCGGAUGUUCUCCGCGGAGUGCAUUGAGAAGUUCCGGGAUGAAGUACUCAGCGAUGAUGUGAUGAAGAACUGCUCUCACAAGAGCAACUUGUCCGCCUGUCAACUGAGAGGUUAUGCUCCAAAAUACGCACCCUUCAUCUUCGACGCUUGGCACCACCCGGAAACUCUGGCCAUUGUCUCAAAGAUUGCAGGCGUCGACCUGAUUCCGGCACUGAACUAUGAGAUCGGUCACGUGAACAUCUCCGUGAAGAGCGAAAAGGAAGCCUCGGAUGAGCGAGCCAUUGUCCAGCGAGAGCGCGACUCACAUGCAGCAGAUGAGGGUAUUGCUGGCUGUCCAUGGGAAGACGACAAGCCCAUUGUCGGUUGGCACAACGACUCUUACCCUUUUGUUUGCGUCGUCAUGUUGAGCGAUUGUACGAACAUGAUUGGUGGCGAGACUGCGCUUAGAACUGCGGACGGGAGCGUUAUCAAAGUCCGAGGACCGGAGAUGGGUUGCGCAGUGGUUAUGCAAGGUCGCUACAUCACUCACCAAGCAUUGCGUGCUCUAGGCGCUCAAGAACGCAUUGCUAUGGUCACGUCGUUCAGACCGAAGUCCCCUUUCUUACCUGACGAUACUGUGAUGACCACCAUCCGUGGCAUCUCAGAUCUGUCAGAGGUAUACUACGAGUACGGCCGGUACCGACUUGAGAUUCUGGAGGAGCGAAUCCGCGCGCAAUUGAAGCAGACCCGGGAAGCACACACUGCUGGGAAGAAGACCAACACGCGCGCUAUCAAGAGCUUCCUGGCGGAGCAGGAGGCUUUCAUUCAGCAGACUGACCGGGAGAUCGUCAACGAUGAUGAAGUAGUGGCGGGCUUCCAACCGGUUGUGGACAUCCCAGACGUCAAGCUGCCCACACCUCCGGCAGAGAGCGGGCAAGUGUCGAAGAGAGUGAAGGUUUAGACGGUGAAUGGUCGCUGUUGGUUCCUGCAUUCAGCGUUAUGUAUUGCAUUGGCGUUCAGGCUAAAUUGUUUGAGUGGCGAUGACAGCAUUCGAAAGGAUCGCUCAGUCUGU
Molecule: messenger RNA, 1511 nt
Organism: Baudoinia panamericana UAMH 10762
Lineage: Eukaryota; Fungi; Ascomycota; Dothideomycetes; Mycosphaerellales; Teratosphaeriaceae
Exons: 4
Coding region: 246-1400 (384 amino acids)
Source: RefSeq, a predicted model, not a curated record